Molecule: messenger RNA, 823 nt
Organism: Drosophila ananassae
Lineage: Eukaryota; Metazoa; Arthropoda; Insecta; Diptera; Drosophilidae
Product: myb-like protein M
Exons: 1
Source: RefSeq, a predicted model, not a curated record
UAUUGCACAUUGAUUUUGGAGGCAGAUCUGGAAAUUGAUUCAGAAGGUGGCCAUCGGUCUCAAAAUAGAUCGACUCGACAAAUUCCAAUGGGUCCCAUGCCGAUGCCAAUGCCCGGUCCUAUGCCGAUGAUGGGAAGAGUUCCAGGUCCGAUGCCCAUGAAUCCUGCAGUUCCGGGUCGAGCCUAUUACCCGCCGUAUAUGGGGCCAAUGUCCCCAAUGGUUCCUAUGGCUCCAAUGGCUCCUAUGUCUCCAAUGAUGCCGAUGAUGCCACAAGCUGGUCCAGGUAUUCCCAUUUCAACUGGAGGUAUGAGUGGUACGAGCAUCAUUGUAGAGCCUUUAGUGAUUCUGCCCAUGGGUUUAGGAGCUGGAACAAGUUCUUAUCAAUAUUAUGGGUCUAAUGGCGCCUAUCCAUCCUACAACAAUAAUUAUAAUAAUAAUUACAAUCCUUACAACACAUACACUACGGCAAGGCCCUACUAUGAUUAUAAUAACUACAAUAAUAAUAAUAACAACUAUAACAAUUACAAUAAUAAUACCAGUAGUAAUAGCAACUACAAUGAUUACAAUUCAUAAGGUUAUGAAUAUAAUGUAUCUGAAAAUAAAUAAAUAUAAAUAUUCUGGGUUGUGACUUUUGUGAAGAGCUUUGAUCGGCAAUGAAUGAUUAUACAACUCAGGUAUAUCAUCAUAUUUGUACAUAUAUCUUUUAAUAAUCAUCUUGCAAAAAAUGACAAAAUAUAAUUAGCCUUGAGUGAAAUCACUCAGACUAAAAGUACAUAAAUAUAAACUGUUUACAAAGAAAGAAUAUAAUCUCGUAAAAUACAAA